GAAUCUGUGCCGCGUCGUGGCGCUGGCGGAGCCGGAAACGUCGGGAAAGCUCCUGCUUCUCCUUUCUCCCGCUUCUGGAAGGCCACCAAUCGCUCGCUGCUCCGCUUAUCUGAAUCUUCUCCUCGCCCUUCUCCUCUUGAUGCGGUCGAUCUCAGCUUCGGUUCCCAUCACAUAGAGCCACUUGCGUUGCGAUUGGAUCGGGGGUUUCUCCCGUUCCUGGAUAGCUCGCGGAAUCGGGUGGGGGAAUGGCGAUGGGCACGCUGGUCUCCGGGAGAGGAUUCGGCUCAUCUGCUGUGCCGGGAACUCCAUAUCAAGUUAAGUGUGGUAGAGCUCAUUAUAAGAAGAUAUAUUCCAAGUUAUGUGGAGAUCAAUCUGCAUGGGCUGGUGGCUUCAUUUUGUUCCUGCAAAGAGAAAGUUGUUAUUUGUCGAGAUCUAUCUUAUUUCCUGUUACUUCUUGUUCACUUUCCAAGAAUACCAUGAUUGCUGGAAAUGCCUUCCUUGGGGAGGUGGCACAUCCACCGCCAUGCUAUUUAGGUAAUUGCUCAAAUGCAUGUCUGACUAAUAUCAGUUUCAGGCAGAGAUUUCCAGCAAGAACAAAUUGUUUUGUUUCUUCACAUGGUCUCCAACUAAUGCGGAGGAGAAAACUUGAGAAUAUUGGAAUAUCUAAUGAUCUUCAUGAUCAAUUAGUAUCACAUUUGCCUACUAGAACACGCGCAAACUUCAAAUCUGAGCAGUAUGAGGUGCCAGAGUCACAGCUUGAUUCACUAACUUCUUCAGAAGCAUCCAGCGAAGCAGUUUUAAUUGGUCCAAAUGUUACAGAAGUAUCUCCUUGGUGGAAACAGUUCCCUAAACGUUGGGUGAUUGUGCUAUUGUGCUUCUUUUCGUUUCUACUUUGCAAUAUGGACCGAGUCAACAUGAGCAUCGCUAUCCUUCCAAUGGCAGCAGAGUUUAAUUGGAAUUCAGCAACUAUGGGCCUAAUUCAGUCAUCAUUUUUCUGGGGUUACCUACUUACCCAGAUUGUUGGUGGCAUCUGGGCAGAUAAAAUUGGUGGUAAACUGGUUUUAGGCUUUGGUGUUGUUUGGUGGUCUAUGGCAACAAUUCUAACUCCAAUUGCUGCUAAGAUUGGACUUCCAUUUUUGUUAGUUAUGCGUGCUUUCAUGGGAAUUGGUGAGGGAGUUGCUAUGCCUGCAAUGAAUAACAUACUUUCCAAAUGGAUUCCUGUAUCCGAGAGAAGCAGAUCUCUUGCACUGGUCUACAGUGGAAUGUACCUUGGUUCUGUCACUGGCUUGGCUCUUUCACCAGUUUUAAUUCAUAAGUUUGGAUGGCCUUCUGUUUUCUAUGCAUUUGGAUCACUUGGAAGUAUUUGGUUUGCUUUGUGGAAUGCUAAUGCACAUAGUUCUCCCAAGGAAGACCCACAGCUUAGUGAAGAUGAAAGUAAGCUUAUCCUUGGAGGAAGUGUCUCAAAGGAGCCUGUCUCUUCCAUUCCAUGGAAAUUAAUCUUAUCAAAGGCUCCAGUGUGGGCCCUAAUAAUAUCCCAUUUUUGUCAUAACUGGGGCACCUUUAUCCUCUUGACAUGGAUGCCUACUUAUUAUAAUCAGGUGUUGAAGUUUAAUCUCACAGAAUCCGGUCUCUUCUGUGUCUUGCCAUGGUUAACUAUGGCGGUCUUUGCAAAUAUAGGAGGCUGGAUCGCAGAUACUCUGGUGGCAAAAGGACUUUCUAUAACCAACGUUCGUAAAAUAAUGCAGUCAAUUGGCUUCCUUGGGCCUGCUUUCUUUCUCACACAGCUAAAGAAUGCGAACAGCCCAGCCUUAGCUGUGCUAUGUAUGGCUUGCAGUCAGGGUAGUGAUGCCUUCUCCCAGUCUGGUCUAUAUUCCAAUCAUCAAGAUAUUGGCCCACGAUAUGCGGGAGUGUUGCUGGGACUAUCAAACACAGCUGGAGUUCUCGCUGGAGUCUUUGGCACUGCCGUGACCGGCUUGAUUCUACAACGAGGCUCUUGGGAUGAUGUUUUCAAGGUAGCCGUCGUCUUGUACAUCAUUGGCACUUUGGUUUGGAACUUUUUUUCCACUGGUGAGAAAAUUCUUGACUAAAGAAGAUGAGAUGCAUCGACUAUCAACUAGAAAGAAAAUAAGUCAGUCGCGCACAGAGACUAGAACCAAAGACCUCAAUUUUUGGCAGCUCAAACCCAAUCCAGCAUUUGGAAGAUGAACUCAAAGAGCCAUUCGGACAGCAAUACGAGCACAUAUUAUUGCCAAACAUCAUACUUGUGACCGAGAAGUUCUACAAUCAUGGAGGCAUAUAUUUUUUGAAUUUCUUCUUCUUAAUUAUUCUUCUUAAUUUUUUUUCUUCAAUCUCAUUGUGACAGGAAAAAGAAACAGAACAAAGAGCUUUUAAUCUAUUGCAUUAUUCUCCUGUU
Messenger RNA from Zingiber officinale, 2413 nucleotides. RefSeq names its product ascorbate transporter, chloroplastic-like. Gene Ontology annotation, molecular function: transmembrane transporter activity. The record is from RefSeq and is a predicted model, not a curated record. The transcript is spliced from 11 exons. Lineage: Eukaryota; Viridiplantae; Streptophyta; Magnoliopsida; Zingiberales; Zingiberaceae. The coding region runs from base 246 to 2087 and encodes 613 amino acids. Gene Ontology annotation, biological process: transmembrane transport.